CGUUGUGCAUGUCGUUUUGUGAUCAAAUUUGUUAAUGUAGCGCGGCGUGCUUUAAUUUAACAAAAAAAUAUGGAAACUACCGAAAAGAGCGACGACAAAAAAAUCAUCGAAUUAGAAGAGCGAGAGAAGAUAUUAAAUUCGGAGAACAAAAGCUCUUCGCCGCCGAUACUCGAAAUCGAAAACGGAAUCAAACUAAAUAAGACUGAUAUUAAAGAAGGCCGAGAGGUACAACCAAAGAAGAUACCGAUCGGUGGUAUACAGAUGCCUGGAUUUUUUACGAGGAGCAAAUCGAAGGAAAGGUGCAAGGAUACGGAAAAUGAUCAAAAUAGUGAGACUGAAGGGGUUGAAUUAUUGCAAGCGAAGGAGGAAGAGGAAGUUAAAGGACCGCAAACCCGUAUUAAAUUGCCAAAUCCGUUUAGAAAGUCAAAACUGAUUAAUGAAGAUGAAGGUGAGAAAACACCCGAACCGAAAGAGAAAAAGAAAUUACUAAAUACGAUACGACUACCUUUAGUCUCAGUUUUUCCAAGGAAGAAAAAAGAGGAUCAAAUAAGCAAUCAAUCGGCUAAGGCCGGUUUGGCGUCUAUAGAAACACUAGAUGAGACUGAUAAAAGUGCUGAUAGAAAAGAAGACGACUUAAAGAAUGUUUGUUUGGACGUAAAUAUUGACCAGGAAAAAUGCGAGCUAGAAAAACAGCAGCCCGUAGAGCAACCCUCUUGGAAGCAUAAAGUGAGAGCUUAUCGCAUUAUUAUAAGUGCCUUCCUUGUUUUGAUCAUGUUUAUUAUUAUCAUAGUAACUGUAACUUUACCAAUAGCACCAGAGCAUUCAGUGGCGAUUAGGGAUGGAAGAUUUGUGGAAACUAUUACUAGUUGUGGAAAAGUUGAAGGGGUUCUUGAAGAUGGGGCUGUAGCCUUCCGUGGAAUCCCCUACGCUCGUCCACCAAUCGGUGAGCUGAGAUUCAAAGCGGCGCAUCCCUUAAAUUCCAUCUCUUAUUGCUGGAAUAAUACAACACCUCUGCUAACACAUAACGCAACGGAUUAUUGCCUACAAAUUUACAGCAACGGAACAACUGCAGGUACGGAAGAUUGUUUAACUCUAGACGUGGUUACGCCCUACGUUCGAUACGACACGCCGCUUCCUGUUGUCGUUCUUAUUGGUACUGAAAGUUUAAUCGGCGGUUCGCCCGGCAAAAUGCGUCCGUCGGCCAGAUACGCGAGGUCUCGUGACGUCAUAUUUGUGAGGCCGAAUUUUAGGCUUGGAGUGUUGGGAUUCUUAGCAGUCAGUCAGUUGACGCAGUCGGUUCAUUUGCCCACCUCGGGUAACUACGGUCUGUCCGAUAUCGUUGAGGCGUUACGGUGGGUCCAAUACAACAUCGAGCACUUCGGUGGGGAUCGUAAAUCCGUCACAUUGUUCGGUCACAGAGCCGGUGCUACACUUGUAACGGCUCUGUCUGCCAUGAAAGGUGCAGAAAAGUUAUUCAAACAAGCCUGGGCUACUUCUGGUGGAGCUAUAUAUCCGGGAAAAACUCUUGUGGAGUACGAGAUGGAAAAUAAAAACUACAUGCCUAGUAUUCAAUGCGAAACUGCUCAGUGUUUGUUAGAUGCCGACGCCGAUAUGUUAGUAAGCUCUGUUAUUGACACGUGGAGAAAACCUCAACCUGAUUUACCGUCAAGAUUAGAAGAACCGGAUAAACGUCAUGAGUGGUUGGUACUGGAUGGUAACAUUCUCAAGGAACAUCCUGGAAAGGUGUGGGCUUCUGAAGAAGGCUUUCCAGUCAAACUAGUUUUGGGGACUACCGCCCAUGCGGCUGCGUCGGAAACGCUAUACUUAAAGUACAAAUCAUGGUCAGAAGAUCUCGUACAACAGCACAUUAAAGAGUCGAAGUUAGGGCAGUUAAACAUGGUCGAUGAAAUUUUAAAAUUAUAUCCUUCAACCUACCAAGGAUUGAGUGCCAUGAUAUCCGAUAUACGCAUAGUCUGCCCAUUGCUAGCGGUAUCUACGCAGAUGCGUAACGUGCCGUUUUACGUAGUCACGCAAAAUCGAGGCGAACUAAACGUUGCCGACGUCGAUUCCGACGUCGACGCAAUUUUGGGCCGCUACGAACCAAAAACGGCGGAGCAAAAGCGAUACGUAUCCGCAAUGCAGCAAUUGUUUUAUUAUUACGUUUGGCACGGCAAAAUUCAGCCCGUCGAACACAUCAAUAACAAAAUUCUUAUUGUUGAGCAAGAUGUUUUGUUGGCAGCUAACUACACUCAUUGUGAUUAUUGGAUUACUAAAGAUAUUGUUCCUCGAUAUGCACAAUUAGAUUAAAGAUUCCAUGAUCUUUGACUGAAAAAUAUCAAUGCUUGUCCAUUUUUAUUUUAAUAAUAAUAACUUGGUAAAUAGUUCUCGUGGUGCUGACGAUUGAUACAAAAUUUAUUAAUUUGAUAAAUAACAGUGGCGCCAAAUAAGAUUAUUGAUUGAAAUUUAUAAAUUCCAACUGAUGAGGCUCGAGUAUUGAUUGAAAAUUUGUAAAUUCCAACGGAUGGCUCUUUCAUAUGGUUUCCAAAUCUGACCAAUCUUCUGAGAUUGUGUAGAUGUCAAUAUUUCACGCAAAUUCUCUGACAUUAAAUGGUUAAUACAUUUCCUAUGUCGGUCGGUUAGACCUAGGCUAAGCUUUUUAAAGAACUAUGAAUGAUAACACAAGCAUUCCAGGCUAUUUAAUUUCCAUAUGCAUGGUAUGCGCGUACAGAUUAGUGUCAUCAAAAUACAGUGAUAUUCAUGUAGGGGUAGACAUAGGAAUUUCCUAUAGGAAUUUUUACUUUUACAUUAUAAAAAGUCUCCUGAAAGACGCCUAAUUUUAUGCAAUCAAAAUAACUUCUUGAAACAAAUAAAGAUCUCGCUGUUUUAUUAAUUUUAAUCUUGUUGCUUUGGCUUCACAGAAAAUAAAUCUCUUAAGCUCCUUUAACUGUUAUCGGCACUAUACCAAAACGCCAACAGCCAAUGUGCUGACCAGGAUCAUUUCCCAAAUAAAAUGUUUAAUUAUUAUACGCCAACGUGACCAAAAGAG
Molecule: messenger RNA, 3046 nt
Organism: Photinus pyralis (common eastern firefly)
Lineage: Eukaryota; Metazoa; Arthropoda; Insecta; Coleoptera; Lampyridae
Product: neurotactin-like
Exons: 6
Coding region: 70-2307 (745 amino acids)
Source: RefSeq, a predicted model, not a curated record